AUGAGCGGUAUUUCACUGUUCCUCUUCUUUGAAGGUUCAAAGUCGACGGCGCUGCUUUCACCCGGCAACGUUUUGCGUUUGGCGCGCGACCGUAAAACCGUGGGACAUUCCAAUGGCGUCGGCCUCUGCGGCGGCGGCGCGGCCCCAAUCGUGGAAUGGGCGGCCUUGGCCUCCCAGCCGGCGGCAGUUCUCGCUUUUGCGACGACUUGUCGACAGAUUGACGGAUGGCCGCUCCAGCGUCGCAGCGAUCAUUUCCGGCACUCCGACAGAGUUGUCAGACGUCAACGCGUCGGCAUUGGCGGAGCGUGUGAGAGCAGCCUU
This is a messenger RNA of Iphiclides podalirius (scarce swallowtail), 321 nucleotides long. Lineage: Eukaryota; Metazoa; Arthropoda; Insecta; Lepidoptera; Papilionidae. The record is from the annotation of a GenBank genome assembly.